Neopelma chrysocephalum (saffron-crested tyrant-manakin) is the source of this 352-nucleotide messenger RNA. Its product is annotated as myosin-8-like. The record is from RefSeq and is a predicted model, not a curated record. The transcript is spliced from 3 exons. Gene Ontology annotation, biological process: peptidyl-threonine phosphorylation; actomyosin structure organization. The annotation marks the transcript as partial. Lineage: Eukaryota; Metazoa; Chordata; Aves; Passeriformes; Pipridae. Gene Ontology annotation, molecular function: protein serine/threonine kinase activity. Gene Ontology annotation, cellular component: cytoplasm; cytoskeleton.
CACCAGCUUGAUCAACACCAAGAAGAAGCUGGAGACAGACAUUUCUCAGAUUCAGAGCGAAAUGGAGGAUACGAUCCAGGAAGCCCGCAAUGCUGAAGAGAAGGCCAAGAAGGCCAUCACAGAUGCGGCCAUGAUGGCAGAAGAGUUGAAGAAGGAGCAGGACACCAGUGCCCACCUGGAGAGGAUGAAGAAGAACCUGGACCAGACAGUGAAGGACCUGCAGCACCGUCUGGAUGAGGCCGAGCAGUUGGCCCUGAAGGGAGGCAAGAAGCAAAUCCAGAAGCUGGAGGCCAGAGUGCGGGAGCUGGAAGGGGAGGUUGAUGCUGAGCAGAAGCGCAGCGCUGAAGCCGUG